AAAAAAAAUAGCCCUCAUAUUUUUAAGAGAAACUUUUUUUUGUCUUACUCUAUUUUAGGUGGUCUAUAAAAGAAGAGAAAGGGCUCAACAGAUCAAUUGAUGGCUCCACGAUGGGCAUUACGAUGUGAUCAAAUCCCUCAAAGGGUUUUUUGGCAGCAAAUAUUAUUGCAAGACCUGUGAGAACCUAUCAGUGUGUGAAGACCUAUCGGCGCGUUAAAGAACACCGAUGUGCCCAAUGCCUGUCCCAUAUGCUUGGGAACCGACUGCUUUCCGGGCCAGCCCCAACGAUGUCAGGAUUGUGACCGUCUCUGCCGCUGUGAUGCCAGUUGUGCAGCACACAAAGCUCUCACUGGAAACCAAGAGUUUUCACUUUGCGACAGGAUCGGACGGGGAUAUUUGUCGCUGUUGCCUGGAGUUUCGAGACCAGAUUUUGGAUGUGGCGGGUGUGGAUUCAUUCCGAUACGUGACCAUUGCCUCAGCCUGUAUGGCAACGUAUCGGAGUGGCCACAUUCAGCCUAACACGAUUGCCAUAGUACCCACACACGGAUAUGUGAACUCCACUAAUUACAGCCCUGAUUCUAUCCGGUGCUUGGACUUUGUUGCUGCUUCGAAAGGAAUUGCCAUUCAACAUGCUUUGAACAGUUUCGCAGAGCACAGAAUCGCCGGAAUCUCGGUAGAGGGUUUCUGCGAAGAAACGCAAACCGUCUAUCAGUUUCAGGGCUGUUUCUUCCAUGGGUGUAGUUCGAGCUAUGACGGUGAUGUCAUUCACCCCUUAAUGGAGAAGCUGGGUCGAGACGUCCUGUAUCACGACACAGAUUCCAUAAUCUACGCUACCAAUGGUCGCAAUGAUCCUCCCUUAGGUAACUUCCUAGAAGAAUUUACCAACGAACUACUAGAUGGAGAUGUCAUCAAAACCUUCAUGUCAGGAGGACCAAAAAACUAUGCGUACCAGACGGCCACUGGGAAAGCCUGCUGCAAAGUCAGAGGAUUUUCGUUGAACUUCCGAAAUUCCCAGCUGUUAAAAAUUUUGAAGCUAUGAAACGCUUGGUCUGCAGUCUGGAUGAUAAUGAAAGUAUCCUUCUCCAUAAUCCUUCCUGAAUCACCCCAGAAGUGAAGAGAAGAAAAGUGGUCAACAAAAAGGAGACAAAAAUGUACAAAGUUGCGCUGGACAAACGGGUGAUCCAAAAAGACUUGACCACACUGCCCUAUGGAUUUUAAGAACCUUCUAUAGUAUCACAUUAUAUAAGGAAAAAAAAAGGAUUUUGCAAUGUAUGAAAAGUUUUAUUAUUGAAAAAGAUGGUAUGUACAAAAACGUUUGUAUGUAAAAAGAUGAUAUGCACAAUUAUGCAUUUACGUGUAAAGACGUAUUUAGAAAUAAAUAAACAGAAGUUUGAAAAUUA
Stegodyphus dumicola is the source of this 1400-nucleotide messenger RNA. RefSeq lists its product as uncharacterized. The record is from RefSeq and is a predicted model, not a curated record. Lineage: Eukaryota; Metazoa; Arthropoda; Arachnida; Araneae; Eresidae.